GAUUUGGUUUUCAGGCAUACGUCGACCCUCUAGUCUUCUGCAACAAUGGCGUCUUCAAGUGAUAUUCAGGUCAAGGAGCUGGACAAGCGUGCCUCAGGACAAGCUUUUGAGGUCAUCCUUGGGAGUCCUGCUCCAGAUGCCAAGGCUGAGUUCCCUCUCUCUCCUCCUCUGAAGAAGGACCUUUCCUUGGAGGAGAUCCAGAGAAAACUAGCCGCUGCUGAAGAGAGACGCAAGUCUCAUGAAGCCGAGGUUCUGAAACACCUAGCAGAGAAGCGUGAGCAUGAGAAGGAGGUGCUUCAGAAAGCUCUGGAAGAAAACAACAAUUUCAGCAAGAUGGCAGAAGAGAAACUGAACCAGAAAAUGGAAGCCAACAAAGAAAACCGUUCGGCCAUCAUGGCAGCCAUGAACGAGAAGUUCAAAGAGAAGGACAAGAAGCUGGAAGAGGUUCGAAAACACAAAGAAAACAAAGAGGUCAGCUGUGAAGAAAA
Messenger RNA from Sinocyclocheilus rhinocerous, 488 nucleotides. RefSeq names its product stathmin-like. The annotation marks the transcript as partial. The transcript is spliced from 4 exons. Lineage: Eukaryota; Metazoa; Chordata; Actinopteri; Cypriniformes; Cyprinidae. The record is from RefSeq and is a predicted model, not a curated record. Gene Ontology annotation, molecular function: tubulin binding. Gene Ontology annotation, biological process: neuron projection development; regulation of microtubule polymerization or depolymerization; microtubule depolymerization. Gene Ontology annotation, cellular component: cytoplasm; neuron projection.